Molecule: messenger RNA, 1426 nt
Organism: Effrenium voratum
Lineage: Eukaryota; Dinophyceae; Suessiales; Symbiodiniaceae
Source: the annotation of a GenBank genome assembly
CUUCUGUCGAGUUCCCCAGUUGGAAUCCUGGCGGGUCCACCGCGAGAAUAUCCUUCUGAAUAUGGCGACAGCCACAAGAACGUGCCUUCUACACGUCAGGGUCCCGCCAGCCGGUAUUUGCCAUGGCCGACCACGGGGCAGACAAGGCGGAGCUUCUCUCGCGGUUCCUUGCCAAGCUCCUGCGCUUGCCAGACACAGCAAGGAAGCACCGCGUGCAGCGGGACAGAGAGGGCUGGGCCAAGUGCAGCGAAGUGGAGGCGGCAGCCCUGCGCGCACGGAAUGCCGAUGCAGCGCUGCUGAGGAGAGUGCUGCAAGAAAGCCGCUACGACAACGGAGAGCCCCGCUUCGAGGAGCGCACAGACAAAACUGGCAAGUGGGUUCGCAGCACCCGGAAGCGCCAUGAUGACGUGGAUCGGCCCGAGGUGCCGCCCAGUGUGGAGCCAGCGCCUGCGAGGGAUCCGAAUCCAGAUACUUCGGAGGGGUCGUCGCCAGAGCCAGUGGCCGAGAAGCCCUCGUCCAUGGGAAUGAGGAGCAUGCACUCGACCUGCAUGACGCGAACCAUGGAGUUCUUACAGGAGUUUCGGGAGCUCUUGAGCCUGAUGUGGGUAAACAAGGCGUGGCAGGAGACUGUCUGGCCACGGGUGCGGUGCGCUGGAUGGCGCCACCACCCGAAUCCCGGCCUCAAGUCGAAGAAGCUGCCCUGCGGCCACAGGGUCUGCGCGCGCUGCCAAAACGAGAUGUGCAAGUGCCCGAAGUGUGGGCGUUUGCGAAAGAGCAGGGACGAUGCCUCGUCUCUAAAAUCCUUGGACGACCCGCGCACCUGCUCCAGCAGCAUGGUGAGCAGCAUUGCCAGCAGUGUCGCUUCAGAGAUUUGCCAGCUGCGAUGGGUGUGUCGGCCCUUGCACGAUGGUGAGCCCUUCGACGAGGAGCUGAAAAGAGAAGAGGUCAAGGUGGUGAACUAUUUGAAGAACACACCGGGCAUGCCCGAGGAGGUGACGCGGUACUGGAGCUUCACCACAGGCACGCAAGCAAAGGCAAAGCUGCCCCAGCCCCAGCCAUGCUGACUUUGUCGUUUCAUUUUGGAUAAUUAGUUGUACGUCGUUAAGGCACAUUUUUCUUUGUUCCUUUCCCUGCCACCCGUGCGCAGCUUCUUCGCCACUUCCCCGUUUCUCCAUCAAUUGUGCCAAUGAGGUUUUGUCUUCAAGGAAUCGUGGAGAUUCGAGGCCCGAGCACAGCGGAUGUACGAGCGCACUGCUUUUUCGAGAGCGAGGAGUGCACCGGCUCCUCCGAGAAAGAGGCUGUGAGAAAUCUGAUGAGACAGUUGAAGCCGUCGAACAGGUGGAACAAGGAGAGGAUAUCCAGAUGAUGCGAGUCUCACAUGCGAGUAUGUUCCACUCUUGGCACUUUGAUGUUUGUUCUUUGUGGC